AUGGAUGUAUUUAAAUUUUUUCCAAAGAUACUUUCUUUACCAAAGACUUUUAAUCCUUUCGGAAGCUAUCAAGUUACUGUCAAUAAAUCAUGGGAAAAGCGAAAAUAUAUUUAUUCUUCCAUUGGAAGUUCCUUCGAAUCAAAUAUAUCUUCUUACAUAUCCAAUUAUGACGAUCUACUUUUAAUUGAUGAUUUCUCUUCGUCGGCUAUUUCGGUGGAUUCAUCUCGGCCCACAUUUUCUAAACCGAGACGCCCAUCCAGAAGAAAUAAUCACAUUCAUUCUUUGUGUGAUUUAUAUUGUUAUCAAACAGUAUGGGAACUGAUCACCUCCCCUCAAUUAAAAAAUCUUUCUGAAGCGGAUCCUGAAUACACCAAGAUCAAAAACGAUUUCAUGAGUUAUAUGAGACACGUCAAAGUUAUCUCGAUAAUUCGAAUCCGAUUAUCUAAAGAACGCACAAUGAGGUAUUUAAAUCUGAGAAAGGAGAUGGCAAGAAGUUGCUUGAAAGAAGGAAAAAUUGGGCGAACGAGAUAUGACAGCACAUAUUUUGGAGAUAUAACAAGGAGGGUUUAUCAUGGGACAAGGGCUACAUGUGACCCUGAUAGAGUUUUGCAGCGCGGAUGUUGUAAAGAUAAACGUUGCGGGAUGUGUGGAAUUAUCCAGUACGGAAUUAAAUCCAAAUUUUCAAAAUUCGGUAGAAAAAUGUGGUUUUCAAAAAAACCUUCAAUCGCUUCUAUAUUCUCCUUUAACAAAACUAACUCGCGAGAAUACUUUAGUACGAUGUUUAUCGUCGACGUUUUGGAGAUUAAUAGCGAUGAUUCUGACGUGAUGUUUGCUACUCUACCUAGAUUCUUAAUACUUUACGAACAUUAA
This is a messenger RNA of Acaulospora morrowiae, 870 nucleotides long. Lineage: Eukaryota; Fungi; Glomeromycota; Glomeromycetes; Diversisporales; Acaulosporaceae. The record is from the annotation of a GenBank genome assembly.